AAUGCAUGCAAACAUCAUCAUUCCCCACAAAAUCCUCCCAACCAUUCACCACAGAUCUCCCAACUCGACUUUCAAGACAAAAAAAGGGUUGGAUUGUAUUGCAUUUUACAUUUCUGGAAGAGAGAGAAAACCAAACACAAAAUAUUCCAAAAAAGACAAAAAGCAACUCUUUUUCUUUUAUUUCAUCAUGUUUCUGUAUCUGGGUAUUUUUCCUUUUCCUUUUCCUCUCUGACCCUUAUCAAAAUUUUCUCGGAAGCGGAUUUACAACCCGCUUCCGAGCUGGUUUUACUUUCCGGGUUUUAUCUAAAUGGGUUGCGUGAACUCCAAGAAAACCGGAGAAGCUGAUACAGUUUCUCCGGUUGGACCUUACGUUUAUUCGAGUUCUUCUCGAAAAAGGAGCAAUGGUUCAGGUAGAAGCAUGGUGGUGGAGACAUCUCCAUCUUCUAGAGGAAAUUCUGGUGUUGUUGUGAAUGUUACACAUCAACAACAACAUCAGGGUGACCUCAAACCCGCAGAGUGGAAAAAGGGAGAUUUGAAUGUCAAGAUUGGUUUUUAUCAUAGGUUUGUUGAAGGUGAACAGAUUGCUGCUGGUUGGCCUUCUUGGCUUACUUCUGUUGCUGGUGAAGCCAUUCAUGGUUUGGUCCCUCUCAAAACUGAUUCUUUUGAGAAAUUAGAUAAGGUUGGACAAGGUACAUAUAGCAGUGUUUUCAAAGCACGCGAAGUCGAGACAGGGAGGAUGGUUGCCUUGAAAAAGGUGCGGAUGGACACACUUCAACCUGAGAGCAUUAGGUUCAUGGCGCGGGAGAUAAUAAUCCUCCGCACACUGGACCACCCUAACAUCAUGAAGUUAGAGGGUAUAAUCACUUCACCACUAUCAAAUAGUAUAUACCUUGUAUUUGAAUACAUGGAACAUGAUCUUGCUGGCCUAGUAUCUAACCCCGAUAUCAAGUUCACAGACGCACAGAUUAAGUGUUACAUGAGACAGCUAUUGAGUGGAAUUGAGCACUGUCACCUACGAGGUAUCAUGCAUCGAGACAUUAAAGUAUCAAAUAUAUUAGUUAACAACGAAGGCAUUCUCAAGAUAGGAGACUUUGGAUUAGCAAAUAACACCGGCCCGAAUAGCAAACGUCCUUUAACAAGCCGUGUGGUGACUCUAUGGUAUCGUCCUCCCGAGCUUUUAAUGGGAUCAACAAACUACGGAGUUACAGUGGAUCUGUGGAGUAUAGGGUGCGUGUUUGCGGAACUUUUUAUAGGGAAACCUAUCCUUAAGGGGAGAACUGAGGUGGAACAGUUGCACAAAAUUUUUAAGCUUUGUGGAUCUCCACCUGAACAUUUUUGGAAAAGGAGUAAGCUUCCGCUUGCAACAAUGUUUAAGCCUCAAACUAGUUACGAAAGCUCCCUUUCGGAGAGGUGUAAAGGUCAUCUUCCUCCAACUGCUGUGGACCUACUUGAGACCUUACUCGCUGUUGAUCCUUCCAAGCGUGGUACUGCCUCCUCUGCACUUAUGUCCGAGUAUUUCAACACCGCACCAUAUGCUUGUAGUCCAUCACUCCUUCCAAAGUAUCUACCAAGUAAAGAAUUGGAUGCUAAAAACCGGGAAGACAUGCUCAGGAAAAAGAACGGUGGUGGUAAAGUGCGAGAGCGAGAGGCUCUAACAUCAGGAAGGCAAAGAAGGGCCCAUAAAGUUAUUCAGGAUCAUAACAAUGUCAACAAACCAACUAUGAAAGAGAAUAUUUCUCAAAACCCUCGUAGAGACGAUGAUGGUAAAGAACAUCAAACAAAGGGAAGAGUAGGAGCUAUGCACAAAGAGCAACAAAGACAUUUGUAUGAUGCAAAAUCAGAUAAUGUACAAAGGUUGAAUGGUUACAACGGCUAUAGUGUGUACUCAGGACCAGCACCAGUCUCGGGAUCUAGUGGCUUUACAUGGGCGAAAAGAAGAAAGCCAGAUGCUUCAUCGGUAUUAUCAGAUGGCUCAAGAAGUAAAAUCAGUGCAUUGGAUCCAACCUUUGCAAAAGGCACUUAUGAUUUAACGAAGCAAGGGAUAGAAGUUUCAGAAAGAAAAUAUCAUUAUAACACAAGGCAUCACGAUGAGAUUCCCAAGCAUGCAGUACCAAAGCACCUGGGUCAUAAAGUAGAAUCAUUUGAUGCAGCUGAUGUAUACAAUGCCAAUUACUUCAUGGAUCUUGAUCUCAUAGAUAAAUCCGAUAAUCAAAUAGAUGCACAGGACGACAAAUAUUACGGUGAACCUGUGGAGCAAUCAGUACCAACAAAUAAAAACGAUGAGUUGUUACAUUGGCAUGAAAAUAACAUGUGGCGGCAAUCUGUUCGUAAAUCAAGGUUGGGAAGAGGUAUGGAAGAAUAACUGGAAUAGAGUAAUAUUCGCUUCUACAAAGGGCGACAAUAUCGACAUUGUGGCGAAUGAUGGACUCCAUUACCGAAGACAUUCGACCCAUAUUAAUUUCUGACUUCAGCUCAUCUGAUAGCUUUGGCGAUACUAUCCUUCGUUUUGUUCAUAAGAAAGUGUUCAUACAGGAUUUAUCAUACAUAGGAUUAACAGUAACAGUGCCAACAUGAAAGAUGAUAUGAUUAAAGAAUGGUUGAUUUUUUAAUGAUAGAAUUUUUGUGUUUAGCAUAGUUACAGAAGUUUUAAUAUUUAUUAGCCUAUUUAUUAAAAAGGGAGAGAAAUCUCAAAGUAGUAUUCUGGUAUAUAUAUAUAUAUAUAUAUAUAUAUAUAUAUAUAUAUCAGAGUGUUCUUACUACAUGCAAAACCAACCAAAAUAUAUACAUAAAUAGGGAACAGAAAAAAUUAGAUCAAAGUAACUUUUUUGCAUUAACUUGUAACAUAAUUAAUAGUUUGAUUACCUCAUAUGGCUCAAUUUCAUUCUUUGACAUUCUAAUUCAAUUGAGUAAAAUUUCUAAACUAAACAAUCAGUUUGUACAACUCUUGAUAAAAAUGAUGCAAGAAUUGUGUUAGAAGUGGUUA
This is a messenger RNA of Trifolium pratense (red clover), 2983 nucleotides long. Its product is annotated as protein IMPAIRED IN BABA-INDUCED STERILITY 1-like. Gene Ontology annotation, cellular component: cyclin-dependent protein kinase holoenzyme complex; nucleus. The record is from RefSeq and is a predicted model, not a curated record. Gene Ontology annotation, molecular function: RNA polymerase II CTD heptapeptide repeat kinase activity; cyclin-dependent protein serine/threonine kinase activity; ATP binding. Gene Ontology annotation, biological process: positive regulation of transcription elongation by RNA polymerase II; protein phosphorylation. Lineage: Eukaryota; Viridiplantae; Streptophyta; Magnoliopsida; Fabales; Fabaceae. Bases 308 to 2362 code for a protein of 684 amino acids. The transcript has 8 exons.